Molecule: messenger RNA, 3094 nt
Organism: Styela clava
Lineage: Eukaryota; Metazoa; Chordata; Ascidiacea; Stolidobranchia; Styelidae
Source: RefSeq, a predicted model, not a curated record
ACCUUUUUAGUAGGGCCCAUAUCAAGCAGCAGCAUUUCUACCACCUGUUGUUUGGCAAACGUUUAUAAAACAUCUUCUUUCUUCUCUCGAGUCCACACUAACAUUUGUUCCAUCAUUGGAAAAAAUUACUCGUGGCCCACGGAAAAGGGUCCUAUUUCAAUACCAGCAUUAAUCAUUGAAGCGAACGUUCUCGUUUCAGGUCGAAAACGAUCAUAUACGAUGAAAAGCAAUGUGAGCCUAGCGUUAUUUUAGGUUACGCUUGAGCAACAUCUCAACUUUGCUGAUCGUGCGGACAUACAUUUAAAUAUUAACCCAAAUCCUACAGGGGACAUUGUGCGAAAGACCAGUAGUGAUUGACCAUGCUACAGUAACUAAAAAUAGGUAAAUUAGGUAGAUUGCGUUGAACUUGGAAAAAUUAAUUAGGUACGUGCUGUACAUGUGGUUGAAAGGCUGUAUGAUGUGCUGAUGUUAAAACUAUUGAACUGACAUUUUGAAUAAUUACUGUUAUAUAUCGUGUUAGCAUAAUAAACUUUCAGAAAUAUAUAGCAAUGAAAUUGGACGAUAUUGAAGAGAAAUUCGGUGGCGUCAGUCGUUAUCAAAUAUUUGUCAUCAUGAUGACAGCAACAGCUGUGUUUGGAACUUCAUCGAUGUCUCAAUCAGCAAUUUUUUUCAGUGCUGUUCCAGAUCACAGAUGUGCAAUACCACAAAUCGACAAUCUUACGCUUCUACAUUCAAAUACUACGGAACGUAACAUUUCACUAUUUAUACCGCCAGGAGAGUCUUGUCAUAGAUACAACUAUAAUUUAUCUGUGUGUGAUGAACUCGAAGACUUAUCUUGUGUUGCAAACCGAACAAAAGUAGGAAAAAUAAAAUGUGACAACGGAUAUGUUUAUGAUAAAACUUACUUCAAGAGUACGACGGUAUCUGAGUGGGAUCUCGUGUGUGAUCGAACAAACCUUGACGCUCUUGCUAAUUCUUUAUAUUUUGCUGGUGUUUUUCUUGGAUCUCUUAUCAUUGGACCGAUGAUGGACUGGUUUGGAAGGAAACUCACGAUACUUAUAGCCGCUAUAUUAUACAUUGCGACUGGAAUAGCAAGUGCUUGUGCGUCAUCUUAUGAGAUGUACAUUUUUCUUCGUGUCGCCGUCGCUAUGUGUGGAAUCCCCUGUUUUAUAGCAUAUUUCACAUAUGCCAACGAAAUAGUCGGUAGGAAAUCAAGAAAAGUUGUAGGAGGGUUUACUCAAAUCGUAACUGCAACUGCGCAUGGUAUCCUUCCAUGCUUCGCAUAUCUAGUACAGGACUGGAGAUACCUUGGCAUUAUGAUAUCACUGUUUUCUGCUCCAUACAUUAUAAUAUUUUUCUUCAUGCCACGAACUCCAAGAUGGCUUCUUACACACGGAAAAGAAAACGAAGCGAAGAAAGUGUUAGAUAGGUUGCGAAAAGCAAAAAUACAUCAUUUAAAAAAGAAGAUUGGAAUCGUCCUUGUUAGAAAUGAAAAGAACUUCUUGGCGAAUACCCUGCCUCCUUCAUUUUCAUUGAUUGGUUCUCUUAUCACAAUUUCCUCAAUAUUGCCGAGCAUGGUGUUUUAUGGCCUCAUACUAAACGUUGGAAAAUUGGCAGGAGAUCCUUACAUAAAUCGGGUGCUGAACGGAAUUGUUGAACUUUUUUUACACUUAGCGGGUUUAUGCUGUCUGGGAACAAUGAUAUUUACACUUGCUGCGGAUGGAAAUGCAGUUCUUCUGCAAAUUAGUCGGUGGAUCGGCAUUUUGGGUAAAUUUUUUGCAACUCUGGCUUUUGCAAUAAUUUAUCAAUACACCGCAGAAAUUUAUCCAACAAUCGCCAGGGGAACGGGGAUGGGAAUGGGUUCAACAGCAGCCAGAAUUGGAUCAAUCAUAAUGCCAUGGACUUUGGAAUUGCAACGUUCUGUACCUUGGCUUACGCAAACGAUAUUCGGAAGUCUUUCUGUCCUAGCUGGUGUUUUAUCUUUAUUGUUGCCUGAAACAAGAGAUUCCGAUUUUAAAACAAGUAUGGACGAAGCGGAAGAAUUUUAUAGAAGCAACAUGACGCUAGCUUCGAGAUUCAUCGAAAAACGUAUUUCGAGUCAGACCUCUGCCGACGAAGAUAGAAAGCUGAAUAUUGAAACAGGAUCGCUGCUUUAAAGAGAACACGGACACGUAGGAAUCAGCCGAGACCAAAAACUAACACAACUAAUUUACCUGUGUAUAUCGCUUCAUCAACGUAAUAUAUUGUUAGAAAUAUAAACUAGUUAUAGAGGAAAAUCAACAUUUGUAUAUUUGGCGCUGACAUUUUCAUGUAGACGCAUUAUUAAGCGAAUAGUCAUCUGAAACAAGGAUUUAUCUUGGUCCGGAUAAAUUCAACGUAACGUUUUUGAUAGCUUAUUGAACAAACAUUCAAAUAAAAAAAUACGGAAAUAAAUUUUGAUAGCGAAAUCUAUACUGGGAGAUGAUUUGAGAACAAUAAUAAACCAGUCAAUAGAUUGCCACGAAGUAAACGUUUCAAGAAAUGAUAUAAUGAAUACACCAACAUACUUUUCCAUUUUCGAAAGCGCAUUAUCGAGUUCAGUGUCGUUGUAAUCUGGAUUUUCCAUCGGGCGUUUUCAAUAUGUAGGCCCAAAAAUGAUGGUAGUCACUUGGAAAAAGCAAGCUUUAAAUAAUAUUGAGAUGACCAGACUCGAAUGAGGAGAAACGAAUAUUGUACUGCGUGUAUUUACUGUUAGAUAAUAUUAUGCUUACUUUUAUGUGAUUAUAUUCAUGGAACUGCCAGAUGAGUCAGUACGUUGAUUUAGCAGUAAAAUGAAUGAAAAAAUAAACAAAUCAAAAUCGAGCAACCUCAUAUUUGUUCCUACUCCUUGAUAUUUUAAAUUAUCAAAGGUUCAUUUCAAUCUGGUAUACUUGAUUACUUUUCUAGAUAGAUACGUUUUAUCAAUUAUUGGACUUUCUAACUUGACUCACUAUAAGAAAAGGUUGUUUAAUCUAAUGAAUAAAUUCGAUAUUGAACAGGAUUUCUGAACGGUGGUUAUUAAUUUAUCCCGUCCAACCAAUUUUCAGUCAGGUAUUGAAUAAGGCAAACCAAACCA